AUGCUGAUUUCCACACAGCCCGCCUCCAAUAUCUUGAACUCACCGCGUCUAUCACUAACGGGGGUUUCUUCAACGCGUGUUGAACGACGACUGAACCAUAUCACCAAAGAGAAAAGAAGAAUCCCUGCCCAAUCAUGGGAUAGCCACAUGCAUGUCGUGGAACCUCAGCGGUUCCCAGUCUCAAAGACAGCAGUAUAUCAACCAUCAGUGCACACACUGGCCGAUGCUCUUGCCUUUGAGACAGCUAUCGGUGUGGAGAACCUCGUCCUUGUUCAGCCAUCUAUCUAUGGCACAGACAACUCAUGCUUACUUGCUGCUUUAAUGAGACUCGGUCCAUCCCGAGGCCGUGGCGUGGUUGUAGUUGACCCGACUACCAAGCCAGAAUCCGAAAUUCUGGACGAGUGGCACACCCUCGGAGUUCGUGGUCUACGAGUGAAUCUACAGUCCGUUGGCAAAGUGAUGGAACCAACUGAGUUAGAAGAGACACUAUUUCAACACGCCAAGAUUGCACGCCCUCGGAACUGGAUCAUUGAAAUCUACCUUCCUCUCAAGAUGGUCCCUGUACUCGAGUCUAUCGUCCCUCGUCUCGGCGUUACCGUCUGCGUCGAUCACUUCGGCAGCCCUGAUCUAUCCCUUCCAAAGGGCGAAGACAGCGUUCCAUUCGACCCAUAUACGCUACCCGGUUUCCAGUCCUUGAUCUCUUUAUUACAAGCCGGAAAUACCUAUAUUAAAGUUUCCGCUCCCUACCGACUUACGAAUGACACCGCUCAACACCAAUUAAAGGCCAUGGCCCGCGAGUUCCUAGCAGCUGCCCCGGAUCGAACCAUUUAUGCUACCGACUGGCCUCACACCCGCUUCACUGGCAUUGACAUCAACCCAUUCACAGAGUGGUGCUUGGAUCUUUGCUCGGAUGUGCCAGGAUUGGCAGAGAAAUUGUUUCGGAGAAACACCGAGAGGAUGCUCAGUGUGGAUUCCUGUUGA
Penicillium odoratum is the source of this 981-nucleotide messenger RNA. Its product is annotated as putative TIM barrel metal-dependent hydrolase. The coding region runs from base 1 to 981 and encodes 326 amino acids. The record is from RefSeq and is a predicted model, not a curated record. Lineage: Eukaryota; Fungi; Ascomycota; Eurotiomycetes; Eurotiales; Aspergillaceae. The transcript has a single exon. Gene Ontology annotation, molecular function: hydrolase activity.